This is a messenger RNA of Toxorhynchites rutilus septentrionalis, 2235 nucleotides long. It is a transcript of the gene Mettl3, whose product is annotated as N6-adenosine-methyltransferase MT-A70-like protein. Gene Ontology annotation, cellular component: RNA N6-methyladenosine methyltransferase complex; nucleus. Bases 120 to 1913 code for a protein of 597 amino acids. Gene Ontology annotation, molecular function: mRNA m(6)A methyltransferase activity; mRNA (2'-O-methyladenosine-N6-)-methyltransferase activity. The transcript is spliced from 3 exons. NCBI's taxonomy places the organism in Eukaryota, Metazoa, Arthropoda, Insecta, Diptera, Culicidae. The record is from RefSeq and is a predicted model, not a curated record.
GAACGCUUUUGUUAGUCCAUGAAUCGCGGCUUGUUAUUUAUGUGUAUACGAGUGUAAACAAUAACAGUUUUACUAUUCGCCGUUUAGUAUUCAGUAUAUAUAUACUUACCCCCGGCAUAAUGUCCUCCUGGGAAGAAAUCCAGGCGGUUAAGGUGAAGCGCAACACCCUUCGCGAACGUUUGGAAAAGCGCAAGAAAGAACGGCAAGAUUUGCUUGGUGGAAGCAGCCCAGGGCCUAGCGUUGUGGGUUUGAUCAAAACAGAGUCCGGUGCGGCCGGUGUGGAUGAUAAGAGUAAGGUUUUGCUGACGGCAAUCAAAUUGGAACAAGACACUGACUCCGAGGUGGAAAAGACGCUGGUUAAGGUGCUUGCUGACCGGAGUUUAAUACUACCCACCAACUCGUCGUUGAUCGCCCAACGAGUUGAGAAAAUUACGCUAAAGCCUGCACCGAACGAGUCAAUACUGUACUAUCUGCAGAAAUUAUCUGGCCAAAGUUUGAUAAGCCUCAAGGAAGUGAGCAUUGGGGAAUCGGUCGGAUACGAAAUCAUUUCCGCUGAACAUGGAAAUUUACAGGUGCUGUACGAAGAUCUACUGCUCAAUAGUGGACGCGAAGGCAUCAAACGAAAGGCCAUUAAUCAUGAGCAUGAACCGGAUUCGAAAAUGGCUCGUCUAGCUUCGGCCUCGGCUAGAGACGAUUCUCAGAAAAAGACCGGUGAAUCCAGUGCACUGAGUGACACAUCCGAUAUCAUGUCUUUACUCUCGCUACCUUCCACGAGAGAGAAGCAAAGCAAGCAGGUUGGGGAGGAGAUUUUGGAGUUGUUGACGAAGCCAACCGCCAAGGAGCGGUCGCUGGCGGAAAAGUUUAAAUCGCAAGGUGGGGCCCAGGUGAUGGAGUUUUGUCCCCACGGCACCAGAAUCGAGUGCAUGCGGUCAUUGGAGGCAGCCAACGAUGCCCAUUUGAAGAAGGAAGAUGACGACGAUGUUAUCAUUAGUGACGAUAAUAACGGCUUUGAGAUUAUUGAGAUCAAAAAAGAAUCCGACGAUGAGAAGGGAAAAUAUCAGUGCAACAAGUUGCACUUUAAAAAGAUCAUACAAUCGCACACCGACGAGUCGCUGGGCGAUUGUAGUUUUUUGAACACCUGUUUCCACAUGGACACUUGCAAGUAUGUUCACUAUGAGGUGGACACUUAUAUUGGACAGAAUACGGGUUCAAAGUUUGAGGUGGAGGGACCGCUAGGAUCGAAGCGAACAAUCGAUCCCUGUGCUACACUGUACCCACCUCAGUGGAUUCAAUGUGAUCUACGGUAUCUGGAUAUGACCGUUCUGGGCAAAUUCGCCGUUGUAAUGGCCGACCCGCCUUGGGAUAUACAUAUGGAGCUUCCGUACGGUACGAUGUCCGAUGACGAGAUGAGGCAGCUAGGUGUUCCUGCUCUGCAGGACGAUGGCUUAAUUUUCCUGUGGGUCACCGGUCGCGCAAUGGAGCUUGGCCGUGAGUGUCUCAAACUGUGGGGAUAUGAACGGGUCGACGAGUUGAUAUGGGUGAAAACGAACCAACUGCAAAGGAUUAUUCGCACAGGCAGAACUGGUCACUGGUUGAAUCACGGCAAGGAGCACUGUCUGGUGGGGAUGAAAGGCAACCCGCCGAAUCUAAAUCGGGGACUGGAUUGCGAUGUGAUUGUUGCGGAGGUACGCGCCACCAGUCACAAACCGGAUGAGAUAUACGGCAUCAUCGAGCGUUUGAGCCCUGGAACGAGGAAGAUUGAACUGUUCGGUAGACCGCACAACGUACAACCAAAUUGGAUAACACUUGGAAAUCAAUUAGAUGGAAUACGGCUGGUCGAUCCCGAACUGAUAAGUUCCUUCCAGAAGCGUUAUCCCGAUGGAAACUGCAUGACUCCUGGCAAAAAUCCCUAGAAAUAGAACGUGUAAUUUUGACAAUUCAAUAACCGUUAAUAUGUGCGGACUGAUGAAGGCGGUAGCUUUAUAUAACAUGUUACCCAAUUGCUUUUACAUCGUGAUUUAAAAAAAACAGAUGAAUCGCUUAAUUCGUAUUUAAUUUCUCCUGCUGAUUGAGUGACAUAAACACAAAAAUUGCGUUUUGAUUAUGAAUGUACAUAAUCACAGGAUUCAACUUUAUUAUACCGUACUCGUUUUUUAUUUCAUUGCAUUGUUUCAUUUUGAUGCAAAAUCCUAUUUCAAUUCUUGGUCCAAUAAAAAAACUAAAUUAAAUCGAAAA